AGUAGGGGGAGAAACAGAAUGGAAAAAAGUUGUGUUGAGAAGUUUGGAGUUUUGUGCGCAGUGAAAGGAUUUGGUGCUCUGUGGGAGUGUAGCUGGAGCCGGGAGUCUGGAGGAAAAAAAAGAGAAAGAAAUGUUUACUUUUUUUUUUCCUCCGAAAGUAAACUAAACUAAACUUUGCAAGAACUCUGAUUGGAUAUUGCAAACUUGCAAAUCUUAAACUCUUCGCUGUGAUUUGAAGUCCUGAUUCUUCAUGGACACAUGCAAAAGUUGUCCCACUUUCUUGUUUGUUUAAGAAGUGUUUUUUUUUGUUUGUUUUGUUUUUGUUUACGGAUUUGAUCGCAGACUGAAUUGCUGACGCUGCUGCUGCACCGCAUUUCGGAGGUUUUUGGGAAGCAUUUUUUUCCCCUUUUCGAAACCAGAAACAAGAACUUACAAGAGGAAAAACUGAUCUAAAUAAGAAAGCGGAUUCAAUCCAAGUAAAACACAGCGGUCUCAGGUACAUUUGUUUAUGUUUUCACUGGACAUGCGCGUGAAGAUGCGCUGACCCUCUUACAGAGACCCUGAACUGGACAAACAAACGAAUCGAGUCGGAGGAAACAAUGGAUUUCUUUAAAAUAAAUCAGAUUUUUUUACUUUUUGUGUCAGUUCUACACAGCCAACCUGGAUCAGGUUUGCACUUCAAGCAAAGCCCAGGGGAUAUAAUUUCAUCACUGGGGAAGCCGGUGGAAAUGCAGUGUGCCUUGCUGAUGGAUGCAAGCGGUAAAAGUGAUGAGUCCCCUCCAGACAUUCUGUGGUACAAAGAAGGGCAGCAGCUUGAGUACUCUAACACCAACCAAAUUCAGAUGCUCCCAGACGAUUACACAUGGCUUGUCAUCAGUACACUUCGGAUUGCAAAUGUUAAGCUGAAAGACAUGGGAGCCUACCGCUGUGCGGUGAUGACUGGGAAUAAUGAGACAGUAUCUUCUGAAGGACACCUGCAACUAGAAGGACUGCCACAUUUCUCUGUUGAACCCCACCACAUAUCCAUAGUGGCGAAUGUGAGCCUGAGUCUUCAGUGUGUUGCUCAUGGGCCCCCUGAACCAGUCCAUAUCAUUUGGCUCCAGGAUGGAAUUCCUCUUAAUACGCUAGAUGAUCUUAUUGCUCUGUCUCCAUCCAACCUCAACCUCACAGGACUGAACAAAACAAGCUCGUUCUCCUGCGAAGCUCAUAAUCGCAAAGGUGUAGCAUCAUCCAGCUCUGGAGUUAUAACGGUCCUCCCUGCCCCACCGCACAAUAUUAAAGCUGUGGAGAUCACUAAUUCCAGCAUUCGUCUGUCCUGGUCCCCGGGCUUUGGAGGAAUGUACACCAUUAAUCUCUGCACAGUGCAGGUUAAGCCAUCAGGAGAGGACUCCACCUUGAAUCCAGAUCACAUGAUCCACAACCAAAACAUUAACAUUCCACCUGCGAGUUACCUGAUCUCUGACCUGAAACCUUUCACCCAAUAUGAUGUCAGAGUCGCCUGCCGGAGCAGCCAAGGAUUCUCUGAUUGGACGCCAUGGGUGAACUUUAGCACCAAUGAAGGAGUUCCAGACAGUGUACCGGUGAACAUCACAGCUAUGCUGAACGGGACAGAUUUGUAUAUCAGCUGGGCCGAACCUGAUGGCGAAAUUAAUGGAGAGCUUAAGGGCUACAUUAUUGAAUACAACACACCUAAUAAGGAACAGGUCCUGUUGGACACAGGUGUGGUAACAGAGCUGACUAUCAACAUGUCAUUGCCUUUAUCAAACAUCACCUUCAGGGUGUGUGCCUACACGGGGGCGGGAUACGGACCAUGGACCAAGAUGCAGACGUUGUCUUUUGUCCCUACAGACAGCAAACCAGUUUCAGCAGGCCACUUAUCUGAGCCAUUGCUUUCCUGGCACUGGUGGUAUGUGGUCAUGGCUGUGACAAUAGCUAUAAGUCUGGCACUGCUCAUGGCUAUAUACAUGGCCAAACUGAGGCGGAAAGAAACACGGUUUGGCGAGGCAUUUGAACCCAUGAUGGAGAGUGGAGAGCUAGUUGUCCGUUAUCGAGCUCGCCGCACCUACAGCCGCCGUACCAACGAAGCCACAUUGAACUCGCUGGGCAUCAGUGAUGAACUCAAACAGAAGCUGCAAGAUGUAAUGGUGGACAGACACAAACUAACCCUGGGAAAGACGCUAGGAGAGGGUGAGUUCGGCUCUGUAAUGGAAGGCUUGCUGACUCAAGAGGACUCUGUGCUUAAAGUAGCAGUCAAGACGAUGAAAAUUGCUAUUUGUACACGAACUGAGAUGGAGGACUUCCUGCGAGAAGCUGCGUGUAUGAAAGAGUUUGACCAUCAAAAUGUUAUGAGGCUACUGGGAGUGUGUUUGCAGACUGUGGAGAGCGAAGGCUUUCCAUCUCCUGUGGUGAUUCUGCCCUACAUGAAACAUGGUGACCUGCACAGCUACCUCCUUUAUUCAAGGCUUGGAGAAUCACCUGUAUAUCUACCAUCUCAGAUGCUGGUGAAGUUUAUGACAGACAUCGCUCGAGGAAUGGAGUACCUGAGCAGCAAGAACUUUAUCCAUAGAGACCUGGCUGCACGUAACUGCAUGUUAAAUGAGAACAUGAACGUGUGCGUUGCUGAUUUUGGUCUCUCUAAGAAGAUUUACAAUGGUGAUUACUAUAGACAGGGCCGAAUCUCAAAAAUGCCUGUCAAGUGGAUUGCGAUUGAAAGCCUGGCAGACAGAGUUUACACCACCAAGAGUGAUGUGUGGUCCUUUGGUGUGACAAUGUGGGAAAUUGCUACCCGAGGUCAGACUCCGUAUCCCGGUGUGGAAAACAGUGAGAUCUAUGACUACCUGAGACAAGGUAACCGUCUGAAACAGCCUCCGGACUGCCUGGACAGCAUAUAUUCCUUGAUGUUCUCCUGCUGGUUGCUCAGCCCGAAGGACCGUCCGACUUUUGAGGUCUUGUGUGGCCAACUCGAAAAAGCCCUGGAGGAGCUUCCUGAUCCGCAGGACCCUGAAGAGAUCCUCUAUGUCAACAUGGAGGAGUCAUCAGGAGAGCUGGGGGCCGUCGGGGGACGGGAGCCAAACCUAGCCGGUGGUAUGUGCUCUCUGGGGCCAUUAAAGGGCACAGAAUCGGUGGCAACAGCAGAGAUUCACCAACCAGGCCGCUAUGUCAUUUGCCCCCAACACGAGAACCAGCGUCUGCUCAAUGCCGAAUCGUUGGAAAGCCUGAAUUUCAACAGCUCAACACCGACUUUAUUACUGCAACCGUCUGCCCGUGCAACUCCUGUACCAAACUCUGAGAUGAACACUUCUGAGGAAAGAGAGGGCCCGGGUGGAAAGAGAAUAAUGUGGUAGUAACACUUAAACUGAAUAAGAGACAGUAGACACAUGCAGGUACUGUACCUUCUAAUCAGAAGGAUCCAAUUAGAGAUUUGUCCUUUGUCCCAUUGUCCAUCACUUACACCUCUUCUCUUUGUGGAACCACACACUUUUCCUGAAAUCCCUCAAACAUUUAUCGUAAUUGUACUACAUCCAAUGUUUCUCCAAACUUGUCGUGCUUGGAUUAAGAUUGGAUUGUAAUUUCCUUUUUUGGCGUUGAGCAUUCUUAUCGUUCUUCCCCCAUUACACACCCCGUUCUCAUGGUUCUAAUUCUGGUUUUAUUGAGGGAUUUCUGAAUCUAAGUCAGUAACCAAUUUAUUCUGAUCUGGGUCAAAGCAGAUCCUAGAAACAUUGGGAAUGGGGUGACACACCUUGGAUGACCAGGCUCAAUGCAUACACACACGUGCACACAGUCAGUCACACCGGGCGUCAAGUCAUUAGCCAAUCCUUCUAUUUAUAUAUUUUAGGAGGUGUGAAGAAACAAGAGACCCUGGAGGAAACCCACACAGAGGUGGCAUUGGGUUAAAAAAAGCCACACACACACACACACACACACACACACACACACACAAAAACAUCCACCUGCAGAAAGUCAAAAGCUAUUUAAAAAAUAUAUGGCAUUAUCUAGAAGAAAGCAACUGAUAUCUAAUAAGCGGGAAUAAGACCAAGCUAAAUUACCACAUGUGACUUAAGUAUUAGCAGGUCCUCAGGAGCUCUUCAGAUAUUUAAUAAUGAUAUCGAAAUGUCAAUGAAAAUGGGAUUAGAGCAGCUUGCCAGCAGAUCACUGCCAAUCUGUACAAGGGAAUCAAAAAACUUUGAGUCUGUUUUCAGACAGUUUUUGUUUACUGUAUGCCUGUAUUAGAUUUCUUCAAUACAACAUUUCCAAAGUAACACGAGCCAACUUGAAGCACUUCCUGCUAUCAAUACAAGCCAUGGACAGAAAAUAUCAAGUACAAAGUAGAAGAAAGCAAAUGGCUUAUGUAAUCUAAAAUGGAGGAAAUAGUCAUUAGGCACCAGCUAUGUUUGUAACCUAGUCAAGAAAUGUAUAUAGAUAUGUUCCAAGGUUAAAAAAAACCAAAUCCUCAGUACAACUUUGGACACCAUUAGAAGUAAUUAUGUCACUUUACCUGUCUACCUACCUGGCAGUAGUUGAUUGAAGUAGUACACACUUUGUUCAAAGGUACUGGGUUUUUUAACAUGCCAUCUCAGAGACCAGUUUUAUGGUUUCUGUAACAUGGGGUGUUUUAAAUCAGCCCAAACAGGGCACUAGGUAGGGCAUAGUUAAGACGUAAACACCGGGCCGGGUGCUGCCGUGGUUCACCACGGCCUCGACUCAAGCACAGUAUUAUUUGUGUUUGUUAUUGUUGUUUUGUAUAUAUGAAAUUGUUGCACUAAUCAUUCCCAAUUUAUUUUUGUGUGUUCUUCUAUUAUGCUUAUUGCAUUCAUUUGUUCCUUGUUUCAACAUUCUUCAUAGUGCAGAGUAGGUUUGUAAUUUUAUGUUUAAAAUGAAAUGGUAUGAAAAAUUGUCACUGAUAGUGUUAUAAAUUCAAACACCAAAUUUUUUUGAUUGUUUUAAAAACUAUUGCUCAGAAAGCAGUUUCAUUUGACAUGAACUUUGUGGUACAGACUUUUCUCUGAGCUUCUUACAAGGUCCCAACUAUCAUAGAGUUUUAAAUCCAUAUUCAAUUAUGUAAAUUCGUAUAAAAACAGCUGAAAACUAUAUUCAAAUUAGCCUUUGAUUAUUUUUUAGCGACACAGGCUAAGCUGUCCACGUGCCUUUUACUGUCAUGAUCCUGGUAUUUGCAUAUAUUUAGCACCUCUUUUCACAAAUAAAAUUUAAAAAUAGCUUCUGCAAUUGUUUGAUCAGUUUUAAUAAAAAUAACACUUAAUGUCAGUGACAGGGUUUUUAUUACUCCUUGCAUUGUAGGCUGUGCAUACUUUGAUACAAAUAUGUGUAUUACAUCCAACUCCACACUCACAUGUGAGCUUCCGAGUGCCUUGAGAAAGCCAGUAUUUUGUCUUAAGAUAGUUGUUUGAAUUGUAGCAUUAGGCAUGUAUGUCAAGAUAAUAUUACUGAUGCUAUUAUGUUUUUGUACGUUUUUGAUACGCUUUUAUAUGAAAUAAAUGCUAUCUGCACAGUG
Molecule: messenger RNA, 5509 nt
Organism: Silurus meridionalis
Lineage: Eukaryota; Metazoa; Chordata; Actinopteri; Siluriformes; Siluridae
Product: tyrosine-protein kinase receptor UFO
Exons: 19
Coding region: 600-3344 (914 amino acids)
Biological process (GO): positive regulation of phosphatidylinositol 3-kinase/protein kinase B signal transduction; protein phosphorylation; negative regulation of apoptotic process
Cellular component (GO): signaling receptor complex
Molecular function (GO): protein binding; ATP binding; transmembrane receptor protein tyrosine kinase activity
Source: RefSeq, a predicted model, not a curated record